AUGAACGUCAACUUCUCCUCCACCUCUCUCUUCACCAUCUACUCGGAGCUUGACCACGACGAGCAGGACGCGCGCCGCGCCUGGCUGCAGGACGUGGGCCGUGUUGUAAAGACGUCGGGCCCGCUGCUCCUCGCCAUCAGCGGCUCGGCGCUUCUGCCGCUGCCGUGCGCCUUUGGGCAGGCGGGCAUUCCGGGCGCCAGCGUACUCCUCGUCCUCACCGCCGCCGCCAACGACUACACGACGAUCCUCAUGGUCCGCGCGGCGUCGCGGCUCGGCGUCUCGUCUUACGAGGAGGCCGUCCUCGGGUCUGCCGGGAGGGCGGGACUGGUCGUGGCGCGCGUCUCGUUGGUGGUGCUCCUCUUCGGCACGCUGUGCGGCAAUCUCUCCGCAAUCUCAGAGACGGCCGAGCGCGCGCUCGUCCUCGCUGGCUGGACGCGGCUCGCGGCGCGACACGACGUCCUGCUCGCUGGAGCGACUGUGGUUGUGAUGCCGCUCUCUCUGCUGCAGCUGGGCGAGAUGGGGGGCAUCUCCCUCUUCGGUCUCGCGAUGAUGGUUGCGCUGCUCGGCUACCUCGCGCACGCCUGCCUGCACUCGCACGCGGCGCUCCGGCCCUACAUGCUCUCGCCGCAGCCCGCCGCGCUGCCGACCGCCGCCUCGACGUUCGGGUACGCGCUCUACGUGCAGCCCUGUGUGCCGCCGCUGCUGCGCUCGCUGCCGCCGGGCGAGCAGGGCCGCAAGACGCUCGAGCGCGCCGCGCACCUCACCUUUGGCGUGAGCGCGCUCUUCUACCUCCUCGUCGGCUGCAGCGGACUCCUCCUCUUCGACACGAAGACACCGCAAAACGCGCUGCAGGGCUUUGCUCACGCGAGUGCGGCGUCGCCGCGCACGGCGUCCGGCCUUCACUGCCCACGGGCAUCUCGGCUAGGCUUCUCCGGCGAGUCGGGCGCCCUCCUCUCCGGCUGCUUCUCCCUCUACCUCGCGCUCUGCUUCGCUCCCAUCGCGGCGCCGCUGCGCGAGACGCUGGUGCGGCUCGCCAAGGGAUCGACGGCGGCGAGCAUCCACACGAGCAAGCUUGCUCCCGCGAGCCCGCUGUCGAGCCGCGAGCUCUACCGCGAGUCCCUCUCGGGAUCGCCGCCGCUCGUGCUCAACAUGCACACGGCGCCGGCCGAGCUGCCGCCGCUCUCCAACGCCCUCGUCACCGCCUUCAUCGUCGGCGCGGCGCACGCGGUCGCGCGGCUCCUGCCCAACGCCCUCGUCACCGCCUUCAUCGUCGGCGCGGCGCACGCGGUCGCGCGGCUCCUGCCCAACGCCUCCGCCUCCAUCUUCGCCUUCACCGGCGCGACUGGCGUCGCGAUGGUGGCCUAUGUGCUCCCCGCGUGGACGCACAUGGCGGGCCCCCGCCGCAACCCGCGCCGCGCGCCCGCCACCGGCUCGAAUCUGCGCGCGUCGCGGCUGGAAGGGCGAACCUCUGACUCAGGCGGGCCGGCCGCUCGGCGCAGGAGGCGGCGGCCGCAGAUACUGCUGGCGCUGGUUGUGUGGUUGGGCCUCUUUGUCUCCGGGCUCACGCUGAGCGAGGUGGUGCGGCAGUGGAUGGGCGCAAAGCCUCCGCAAUGCGUCGUCGUCGCCGCCGCCGCCGACGGGUAG
Messenger RNA from Emiliania huxleyi CCMP1516, 1644 nucleotides. RefSeq lists its product as hypothetical. The coding region runs from base 1 to 1644 and encodes 547 amino acids. Gene Ontology annotation, biological process: amino acid transmembrane transport. Gene Ontology annotation, molecular function: amino acid transmembrane transporter activity. The record is from RefSeq and is a predicted model, not a curated record. Lineage: Eukaryota; Haptophyta; Isochrysidales; Noelaerhabdaceae. The transcript has 3 exons.